Messenger RNA from Rotaria sp. Silwood1, 4743 nucleotides. The record is from the annotation of a GenBank genome assembly. NCBI's taxonomy places the organism in Eukaryota, Metazoa, Rotifera, Eurotatoria, Philodinida, Philodinidae.
AUGUUCAGGUGGAUAACAUGUCCUUGUCAGCAACCAUUAUAUUAUCGACGUUCUAUUAUAUUUCCAUUAAUUACAUUUAUGAUAACAACUGGUCUUCUAUAUGGAUUUGUUGAACAUUAUACAGUAACAACUCAUUUAAUAAAUUCAGCACUAUAUUCAAAUUCUACGUUUUUUAAUUUACAAUGUAAAUUAAAAAAUGAAACUAUACGUGCUAUUAAUUUAGCUUCGAAUGAUUAUUGUAAAAAUUUACUAAAAAAUAUUUCAUGUAAAAUUGAUUCAAAUCCAAAUUUUUUUCCGAAAUCAUUACCACGUUUUUGUCCUAUUCAAAAAGGUAAUUUUGGUGAUGUUAUUGGUUGUGUAUCAAGUGAUGAAAAUUCAACACAUCAUAUAAACAAGUCACAAAUAUUUGAUAAUGAUAUUAUGUGUAUUGAUUAUUGUUUAAAACAUAGUGUAUCUUUUGCUGAAUAUAAUGAAUUUACUGGUCAAUGUUUUUGUUUAUCAACAUUAAAUAAUCAACAUCAUUUAAUAAUACCAAAUCAAAAAUGUACAAAAAUAAUUUUUAAUAAUAAUAAUGAAAAAAAAAAUUUCACAACAAUUUAUCGAACUGGUUUUAUUGAUUUUGGAAAUCAUCUUGAAAAACGUCGUUCAAUACAAAAUCAUAAUCAAACAAUUAUUGUUUUUUUUUUAACAGUUGGUGGUCGAAAAAAUCUUCGACAAAUAAAACGAUUAGUACGAGCUAUUUAUUUACGACAACAUUAUUAUUUAAUACAUGUUGAUAGCGUAUUACAGCGUGAAAAUUAUUUAUAUGAAGAAUUAUUAAGAUUAUCAAAAAGAAUUUCAAAUAUUCAUUUAACUAAUAAACGUUAUCCAACAACAUGGGGUGCAUCAACAUUAUUAACAGCACAUUUAGAUGCAUUUAAACAAAUAUUUAAUGAAUUAAAAUGGAAUUUUUCUUUUAUACUUAAUUUAAGUGAAACAGAUUUUCCAUUAAAACCUAUUCAAGUUUUAACAACUUUUCUAUCAAUGUAUACAUCAUAUAAUUUUCUUCGUUCACAUAGUCGAGAACCAUAUAAAUUUAUUAAAUCUCAAGGAUUAUUUCAUACAUUUAUUCAUUGUAAUGAUUAUAUGUAUCGUAUUGAUUCAAGAUCAUUAAUUCAAAAUAUUAUUUAUGAUGGUGGAUCUGAUUGGUAUGUAUUAAAUCGUGAAUUUGUAUAUUAUGUAACAUAUGGUAAUGAUGAACUUGUAAAUGGUCUUCGACAUACAUUUAAUUAUUCAUUAUUACCUUGCGAAAGUUUUUUUCAUACUCUAUUAAGUAAUAGUAUUUAUUGUGAUACAUAUAUUCGAAAUAAUUUACGUCUUGUACAUUGGAAUCGAGAACGUGGAUGUAAAUGUCAACAUAAAAAUGUUGUAGAUUGGUGUGGUUGUUCACCAAUUAUUUAUAGAAAUAUUGAUAAAAUAAUAUUGAAUGAAACAAUUGAUAAACCUUUCUUUUUUGCUCGUAAAUUUGAUCCAACUAUUGAUGAAACAAUUCUUGAUUGGCUUGAUGAAAAAAUUUCAAGACGAAAUUUAUCGAAUAGUGCUUUUUAUUUACAAAAUAUUUAUCAUAUAAAUUAUGAUCUAAAUAAUUUAAAUAAUGUAUUAAAAUUAAUUGAUUCAUAUGCACGUACAAUACUUAUUGAUUAUCAAGAACAUCGACGUAAUUGUUUUCAUGAUGAUAAUAUUCAAUUAGAACAAAUUCAUGCCAUAUUUCAAUUAAGUUUAUAUCAAGGUUAUUCAUUACAAUAUAAAUUUAAUGAUGGAGAACAAAUUGAAUUAUUUAUUCAAUUAAAUUCAUUUACAACUAUUAAUUCAAAACAAAUUAAAAGAUUUGAAAUUGGUCAAGAAUUAGAUAGUAAAGAAAUUAUUUUUAUUGAUCGUAGUAGAACAUUUAUUGAACCAAAAUUAGUCAAAGUUCUUAUUGAAUGGGAAUCUAUGACAGAUAAUGAUACAUCUUUAAUUAUUAAUAGUCCUAAUGGUGCUAUUCUUCAACGAGUAAAACUUCAUCCAUCUUUAGAACCUCUUAUUAUUGAUAUAUUUUUUCCGGUGGUAUCUUCACCAAAUAUGAUUGGUAUAUGGAAAAUGUUAAUUAUUAAAGAAAAUCAUGAAAAUUAUUUAGCUUCAUUAAAUUUUCUUGUUUUAUUAUCUAAUGAAGAUCAAUUAUUAAAUAUUCAAUACUUAAAAAUAAUAAAAAAUUUUUGGUCUAUAACAAAUAUGUGUACAACAAAAAUAAAUUCAUCUUUAUGUAAUGAUUUAUUAAAUCAAACGAGAAUAUUAGCUAUUAAUGAUUGUUCUCAACAACAAUGGAGUUAUUUCUUUUAUGACAUUAAAUUUUUAAUUGAAUUUCUCAUGCUAAUAAUUAAUUCAAAAUUAAAAACUUUAAAACAUUAUCGUCGAUUUUUAUAUUUAUUUCAACGUAAAAAAUCUUCAUCAAUUAACAUAACUUAUUCUUAUCAAUAUACAAUGCGUUUUCCACGAUUACCUAUAACACUCCCACCAUUUGUUCCGACAUUAAUGUCUUAUCGAUGGAAUGAUGAAGAUGAUUGUGAACCAUUAGCUAAAAAAUUUUCAUAUCAUAAUCCUAAUCCUAAUCAUCAACAACAUAUUCGUCGACGUAUACCAAAACGUUAUGGUAAUAUAUUUGGUUCAUUUGCAAAAAAAAAUUUUUCAUUACGAAAAAAUUCAAUAAAUCGAGAAAAACAAACUGUUCUACCAUUAUCACAAUCAAAUUAUAUAUCAACUAAAAAUUCUCAUCAUCAUCAUUCAUUAAAAUGUAUAAAUGAAAAAAUUCAUUGUUUUAAUUCACAUAAAAAAAAAUCUCAUAAUAUAAAAAAUCAUCAUUAUAAUCAUACAAUAAAAUAUGAUGAUAUACUUGCACAACGUAUGCAAGCAGCUAUGAGUACUGAAUUAAUGAAUUCACUUGAUCGAAAUUUUAUUUUUGGUCAUCAUAAAAAAUCAAUAACAACAACAAAUUCUAUUAUGACACGUUCACAUUCAUUAAAUAUUUGUACAUCAUGUUGGAAUGAUCAAUCGAAUGAAAAUUCUUAUGAUAAUUUUAAUAAAGAUAAUAUUUCUAUUCAUGUACCAACACCUGAUUAUGAUGAACAAAAUGAAGAUAUUAUUAUACAAAUAUUAAAAAAUGAAAAUAAUAUUAAUGAAGAACCUAUUAUUGAUUAUGAUGAUUCAAAAUCAAUUAAUAAAUAUGAAUUAGAUGAUAAAUCAAUAUUAAAUUCUAAUGAUGAAAUUUUAUCAUCAUAUAUUAUUCCACAAACAUUAACAAUAAAUAGUAAUGAACAAAUAUCUAUACCACCUUUACCACCACCAUUACCUGAUUUAAAUAUUGAACAAAAGAAAAUAAAAUUUCAUUGUCGUACUAUUGCUGAUAAAUUAUCAUUUGAUCAUAAACUUAUACUUAAAGAUGAAGAGAAAGAAGAAGAAGAUGAUGAUAAUGAUGAUUUAAAACAAUCAGAAUUAUUUAAAACAUCUUCUCAUAAUUUAUCAAAAGAUUUAAUAUUAAAUAAAAAUUUUCAAUCAUUAUCAUAUACAUAUUCACCUGAUGAUUCAAUAACACAAUUAACUAAUCAUGAAACAAAUUUAACAAUAUUAUGUAAAAAUUCAUCAUUAAUAGAUGAACAAAUUCAACAUUGUUUAUCAUCAUCAUCACCAAGUACAUCAAUUGAUAUUGAUCAUGAUGAUGAAAAUGGUUCAUCAUCAUCAAAACUUUAUAAUGAUUAUAAAAAACAAGCUUCAUUAAUAAGUAUACCAACAAGUACAAUGCAUAGUCAUUCUAUUAUAAUACAACCAAUGCAUACACAUUUUGGAUUACGUUCAUCAACAUCCUCAACAUCAACAAAUGAAAAAUUAACAGACAUGACUUUACCAAGCAAACAAAUGAACGUGUGUGUUAUUAAUCAACUAAAUGAACAUUUAUCAACACGUUUCCGUAAGCAACAACAAGAAUUAUGCGCAAACAAUUUUAAUAAUUCUGAUAAUAAUAGUCAUCAAAGUUACGUUUCAUCACAAGAAUAUAUGUCUGGAAAUAAUAAUAAUAAUAAUAUUCAAUCGAAUGUUUAUGAUGAUCCAAAAGAUAUACCAGUGAUCAAUUCAAUAUGUUUAUCUUCAGUACCUCCACCACCACCACCACCAUUACCUGCUGAUGGUUUUCGUCCAAUAGUACCAGUUAUAAAUCGUUCAUUAAAUUCUCAACGAACAUCAAUUAUGACAUUAUCACGUGAAGCGAAUAAUUCAACUAUACCUUGUAGUACUGGUACAUCAACAAUAUCAAGUAAUUUAUCUGAUACACGAAUUUUACGUGAAUUACGUGAAAAUCCAUUAUUUACACGUGCAAAACAACAACUUGAAAUUGAACCUGGUUCAAAUGGUCGACGAUCAGGUCGUCGAUUAAUUGGAUCAACAUUAAAUAUAACAAAUAGUGAAACAUUAACUAAUGAUACAGUAUCUUAUAUACAAUUAGAUAAUUUAAAAAAAUCUUAUGAAACAAAAAAUACAAAAGAAUUUGAAACAAUUAUUAUGCUUCCAAAUGAAUUAGAUACAAUGCUUGGAAAACGAACUAAAUCAACAAAUGAUAUUAAUCAAAUAAAAUCUCGUCCAUAUACAAAAUCAUUAAUACAAACACAAUGUCGACAAUCUGAACUUGAACUUAUUUUUCAAAAACGUGCGCAACGAAGCGAACAAAAUUUGAUGUGA